AUGUCGACCAGCAAUAAUGGCCAAACCCCAGCAACAACGUUCCACGCCGAAAAGGCCGCGACCGCGCACGUCGAGGAGCAGCUGGGUCACGGUGCCGCCGUGGACGCCAAACAUGCCUCGGAUGCAGAACAUGCCAUGACCUUCUGGGCGGCGCUGCGCUCGCACAAGAAAGCCGUUUUCUGGUCUAUGGUGAUUAGCAUGACCAUAGUCAUGGAGGGUUACGACACAAUCCUGAUCAAUAACUUCUUCGCAUUCCCAAGCUUCCAAAGACGCUACGGCCAGUACACCGAGGAGCACGGCUGGCUACUCACCGGGCCGUGGCAAGCUGGGUUGACGAACGCGAGUGUUUGCGGCACGAUCAUUGGCGCCUUCAUCAACGGCUAUGUGACGGCCAAAUUCGGGUAUCGACUGACGCUCGUGGGAGCGCUGUUCUUCAUGAACGCCUUUAUCUUCAUUACUUUCUUUGCCCAGAACAUCCAGACAUUGUUGGUCGGGCAGAUCCUAUGCGGAAUUCCUUGGGGAGUCUUUGCAACAUCGGCGCCCGCAUAUGCUAGCGAGAUUUGCCCAAUGAUCCUGCGUGGUUACCUGACGGUAUACGUGAACCUGUGCUGGGCAAUCGGCCAAUUCAUCGCGGCCGGUGUGCUGCAAGGCUGCCUCGAGCUGACCAACCACUGGGGAUACCGCAUUCCCUUUGCAGUGCAGUGGGUGUGGCCAGUGCCGCUCCUGGUGGCGAUCUUCUUCGCACCCGAGUCCCCCUGGUAUCUCGUCCGCACCGACCGCCUCGACGAAGCAAAACGCAUGCUUCAGCGACUCAGCGACAAGGCUACCACGGACGAAAUCAACGGCACCCUCGCCAUGCUCGUGCAUACGGUCAAGAUCGAGCAAGACACCACCGCCGGCACCUCGUACUGGCACUGCUUCCGCGGCGUUGACCUGCGCCGGACCGAGAUCUGCUGUGUCACGUUUGCGGGACAAGUGCUGUCUGGCUCGACGUUCGCUUACGCUCCAACCUACUUCUUCACACAAGCCGGCAUCGACACCGCCAACGCCUACAAGCUCAACCUCGGCGGCACAGCCAUGGCCUUCCUCGGCACCGUCCUCUCCUGGUUCCUCAUCACCUGGUUUGGCCGCCGCACGUUGUACCUCACCGGCCAAGCCUCACUCGCCACUCUCCUUGUCCUCAUCGGCAUCCUCUCCGCCGCCACAGACAGCGGUGCUGGCCUCUGGGCCCAGGCCGCUUUGGCCAUGAUCUGGCUCUUCGUCUACAGCCUGACGGUGGGGCCGAUUGCGUACGCCAUCGUCUCCGAGACUAGCAGUGUGCGGCUGCGGGCGCAGACGGUCGUGCUCGCGCGGAAUACGUAUCAGGUCACGAAUAUUAUUUCGGGAGUGUUGAAUCCAUACAUGCUGAAUCCGAACGAGUGGGGAUGGAGUGGAAAGAGUGGCUUCUUUUGGGCGGGGACCGCAGGCUUGACGGCGUUGUGGGCGUUUUUCAGGCUGCCGGAGGCGAAGGGCCGGACAUAUGAAGAGAUGGAUAUCAUGUUCAGUCGGGGCGUGUCGGCGAGGAAUUUCUCCAAGUAUCAUGUCGAUGCCUAUGCUACGGAGGUGGACGCGACCAGAGAGAGGAAAGCAUAG
Molecule: messenger RNA, 1632 nt
Organism: Cyphellophora europaea CBS 101466
Lineage: Eukaryota; Fungi; Ascomycota; Eurotiomycetes; Chaetothyriales; Cyphellophoraceae
Exons: 8
Coding region: 1-1632 (543 amino acids)
Biological process (GO): transmembrane transport; carbohydrate transport
Cellular component (GO): membrane
Molecular function (GO): carbohydrate:proton symporter activity
Source: RefSeq, a predicted model, not a curated record